AACGCUGGCAGUCAAGUGCAGCGGUUGUGUGGUGCGCGUGUUACUUCUACGAAGUGCAUAUACGAAGUAGUGGGUGCCAGUCAACGGCCGGUGUUGUUGGCUACCGUUUGCAAAGUUGUAUGUUACUCGCUUGUUUGCGUGCGACGUGCAUAAUAAUUGAUUCGAUUUUAUUGCUCAUUUACAUGAAAAUCAAAUAAGAGUUCAGUGACGUGUGCGCGUACUUCACUCAGUGAUUUAUUUUUACUGGGUUAAAGCAAAAAAAAAAAAAAAGUUAAUUGCAAACGAAAAAUAAUAAUUAAUUAAAAAUUACAAAAUAAAAUACAAAUUUUCAAAUGAUUUGGAAAACGAAUUUAGUGCUCUUGUUGUUGGCGCUGAUAAGUGCGACGCAGGCGCGUAAUUUGCCACGCGCUGAUCCAACAAGUGAACCGGAUAAAAAAACACCUUGGGAAUUGACGGAAGCGCUUUCGGCUAGCGGAUCCUUACGGAGUUUCAAUGGCAGUUGGAUUAAUGAUCUCGAACUCGCCUACAGAGCAGCGGACGGUUACCUCUAUAAAUAUAAUGUGGCUACGCUGAAUCGUUCUUUACUUUUGCCGCCAGAGAUUUUCGAAGUGUAUCCAUCAGAUCUUACGAUCACUUUCUCGCCAGACAACACAAAAUUGCUGAUACGCUACGAUGUCGAACAACAAUUUAGGCAUUCGGUGAUCGCGAAAUACUCAUUGCUGGAUAUAGACACGAGAAAUGAGACCAAAAUCCAUAAUGGCGAAAAGCUGCAAUUCUGCAGUUGGUCUCCGUCGAAAAAUCGGCUCGCUUACAUCUACGAAAACAAUGUGCACAUACACUACGAAGACGACGAGGAGUUGCAACUUACCACUGAUGGUGUUACCGGCGUAAUUUACAAUGGUAUACCCGAUUGGGUAUACGAGGAGGAGGUGCUCUCCAGCGGUAGCGCUAUGUGGUGGUCGAAGGAUGGCACACACUUGAUCAGCGGCUAUUUCAACGAUGUCGAUGUGAAAACUUUCAAAUAUCAAGUCUACGAAGAUAAAUAUGUGAACAACUCGUUGUUAGAGUAUCAAUAUCCCGAAGAACUCGAUUUGAAAUAUCCCAAGGCCGGCACACCCAAUCCAGUUGUGGGUUUACGUCUAUUCAAUAUAGAUACCAAAGAGUUAGUGCCCGUGAAUAUUACGGCGCCAGUGGAUGUUGUAACGGCAGACCAUAUCAUACAAAACGUUGUAUGGAUCGAUAGUGAACGCAUUUUGUUGGUGUGGCUGAAUCGUCGGCAAAAUUUGGCUUCGCUGCAGGAAUGCACAGUGGCUGGCGUAUGUCGUGAGGUGACGCAGUUGUCCGAGCCCUCCGGUUGGAUUAUGAUAAGCACACCUGUGUGUGAGGCUACCUACUGCACAUUCACCAAUUGGAUUGAUGAUUGGCAACAAGUGUGGAAGUUGGACUUGGCAACGGGCAAGAAUCAAUGGCAAAGUCGUGGUAAUUUCACGGUGUUGAACGCCUAUUACUACGAUGAGGCUGCCGACGAACUGUACUACCAAGCCACCUUGGAGGAUCAACCCUUUCAAAUGCACGUCUUCCGCAACAAUGUAUGCUUGAGUUGUGAGUUGCGCGAUCUUGACAAUAACGUGUGCCGUUCUGCUGGCGCUUCUUUCAGCUCGAACAGCUCGUACUUUGUUUUGAAUUGUAAUGGACCUGGACCAGCCAUUAUACGUAUUUUUGAGACAAAGACUAAUCGUCAAGUUGCUGUCUGGCAAGACAACAGUGAUUUCCACGAAAAAUUCGCCCAGAAAGAGUUUCCAGAUAAUACUUAUUUGAAUGUAACACUGCCUGAUGGUUCCUUUGCCGCCGCCAAACUACAAUUUCCACCAAAUUUGGACGAAUCCAAAAAGUAUCCAAUGAUUGUGUAUGUUUAUGGCGGUCCGAACUCAGUACGUGCUACGAGCGCCUUCACCACUGGCUUUAACUUGUUUAUGACCACAAAUCGUGAGGUCAUCUAUGCACUCAUCGAUGGACGCGGUACCGGAAAUAAGGGCAAAAAAUUACUAUACAGCGUCAAUAACAAUUUAGGCGACUUGGAGGCACAAGAUCAGAUUUUUGUUACAAAAUAUCUACAGAGCUUGUAUACGUUCAUCGACAAAGAACGUGUUGGCAUUUGGGGUUGGAGUUAUGGCGGCUACAUGACGCUCAAAACACUGGAGUACGAUGCGAAUAAUACAUUCCAGUGUGGUGUGAGUGUUGCACCAGUUACCUCAUGGUUGUAUUAUGAUACCAUCUACACUGAACGUUAUAUGGGUUUGCCAACGGAAGAGGAUAAUUUAUAUGGUUAUCUAAAGAGUAGUGUGUUCCGUAAUGAGAUUGACACUUUCAAUGUUCACGAUCUUCUGCUGGUCCACGGCACAGCCGAUGAUAAUGUGCACUAUCAGAACUCACUGUUGUUUGCCAAGAAAUUGCAAGCUGCCAAUAUUUUGUUCGAGGAAAUGUCCUAUACUGAUGAGAAUCACUCGAUUGGCAGCUUUUUACCUCAUCUUUACAAUACAAUUGACAACUUCUUCAUCAGUUGCCUGAAUUUACAUGUUAAAGAUGAUGAUGAGGGCGAGGACGAGAAGAGUAAUUGAUUUCAAUAUAAGACUGGAUUUUCAAUGACCAGAUUGUUCAUAUGACUAAGCAGCAGAAGUAUUAGUUAGAUAAAUUUUUUUCAAUUAACUUUCACAAUAAAUGUUUUUUCAAAGGAUUUGAAAUGAUGA
Bactrocera neohumeralis is the source of this 2747-nucleotide messenger RNA. RefSeq names its product venom dipeptidyl peptidase 4. Gene Ontology annotation, biological process: proteolysis. The coding region runs from base 333 to 2618 and encodes 761 amino acids. NCBI's taxonomy places the organism in Eukaryota, Metazoa, Arthropoda, Insecta, Diptera, Tephritidae. The record is from RefSeq and is a predicted model, not a curated record. The transcript is spliced from 8 exons. Gene Ontology annotation, molecular function: dipeptidyl-peptidase activity; serine-type peptidase activity.